This is a messenger RNA of Camelina sativa (false flax), 2029 nucleotides long. RefSeq names its product beta-glucosidase 29-like. NCBI's taxonomy places the organism in Eukaryota, Viridiplantae, Streptophyta, Magnoliopsida, Brassicales, Brassicaceae. Gene Ontology annotation, biological process: response to salt stress; carbohydrate metabolic process; glucosinolate catabolic process. Gene Ontology annotation, molecular function: beta-glucosidase activity. The record is from RefSeq and is a predicted model, not a curated record.
GCACAUUGUUUGUAACGUCUAUAAAUUUCAACUCUUUAUCACUUCGAAAGAAAAUAUACAAGCAUCUUUGAAUUCAAGAACCAGAAAGAAAAAAAAGAUGAAGGUGCUAUUUUUCAUGCUUCUUUUGAUAAUCUCAUGGCUUACACAGAAGAUUACUUGUGUUCCUCAAGAAUCUCGAGUACUAGAUAGAAGUAGUUUUCCUGAUGAUUUUAUUUUUGGAACUGCUAUAUCAGCCUUUCAGAGUGAAGGUGCAACAAGUGAAGGUGGAAAAUCGCCAACUAUUUGGGAUUACUUUAGCCACACAUUUCCAGAAAGAACCAAUAUGCAUCAUGGAGAUGUGGCCGCCGAUUUUUAUCAUCGUUAUAAGGGUGACAUCAAACUGAUGAAAGAGUUAAACAUGGACGCUUUUAGAUUUUCGAUUUCGUGGGCCAGAGUAAUACCUAGUGGAAAGGUAAAAGAUGGAGUAAACAAAGAAGGUAUACAAUUCUACAAGGCUCUUAUAGACGAGCUUAUUGCUAAUGGCAUUGAACCUUCAGUGACUCUCUAUCAUUGGGACCAUCCUCAAGCUCUUGAGGACGAGUAUGGUGGUUUUUUAAGCCCUCAAAUAAUAGAUGAUUUUCGAAAUUUCGCAAGAGUUUGUUUUGAAAAUUUCGGAGACAAAGUUAAGAUGUGGACAACUAUCAACGAGCCUUAUGUCAUAAGUGUUGCGGGCUAUGAAACAGGCAACAAAGCGGUUGGAAGGUGCUCAAAAUGGGUGAAUAGCCGGUGUCAAGCCGGUGACUCAGCUGUUGAACCUUACAUUGUAUCACAUCACCUUCUUCUUUCCCAUGCUGCAGCAGUACAAGAGUUCCGAAAUUGUAACAAGACUUUACAAGAUGAUAAGAUUGGGAUAGUGCUAUCGCCUUGGUGGAUUGAGCCUUCCGACUCAACUUCUUUUACUGACAAAGAAGCUGUUGAACGAGGCCUUGCCGUAGAGGUAGAUUGGCAUUUACAUCCGGUGAUUUACGGAGAUUAUCCAGAAAUAAUGAAAAAGUAUGUUGGGCAUAAACUCCCUUCUUUCACACCAGAGGAAUCAAAGAUGUUAAUAAAUUCAUCAGAUUUCAUCGGACUAAAUUAUUAUAGCGCACGCUUCACCGCUCAUCUUCCUCGCAUUGAUCCUGGUCGGACCCGAUUCAGAACUGAUCAUCAUUAUGAGAAGAGAGUAACAAAUCACAGUGACCACCAAAUCGGACCAGGGGAAGAGCGAGGCAUAAUACACUCGUACCCAGAAGGUUUACGAAGACUUCUUAACUACAUCAAAGAUAAAUAUAAUAACCCUAUCAUCUAUAUAAAAGAGAACGGAGUUAAUGACUACGAUGAUGGUUCAAAAUCACGGGAAGAUAUGCUCAAUGACACAUUUAGGAUAAGCUACCAUAAGGACCAUCUUAAACAACUUCACAAAGCUAUAAUAGAUGAUGGAUGCGACGUCAGAGGAUAUUACGUGUGGUCUUUACUAGACAACUUCGAGUGGGAGGUUGGAUACUCAUCCAGAUUUGGUCUGUACUAUGUUGACUACCAAAAUCUCAAACGGUACCCUAAAAAUUCCGUUAACUGGUUCAGACAGUUCCUGAGUAGACCAACGGUGGUAAAAACUGGAGAAACACACAAUGAAGAAGUAUGGAAUGUGUUAGGUGAUGAAGAAUAUAAUAGUAAUAAGACUGGUUUAGAGGGUUUCAAGAGUUCAGUUGAUCCUAUUGUCUAUCUCAUGAUGAAAAAUUGAUCGAGAGUUGAAGAAGACGAAGAAGAAGAGGAGAAAGGUUUUUGUGCUCUUUUGAAUCCUAAUGACCAGUUGCGUUUCUGACUAAAGCCACGAAAAUCUUUGGGGCUCUAGAGAACUCUAUAGGUUUUCUAGUUGUGGUGUUUUAGUUCUAUGGAUAUUAUCAAUAAGGGAAAUAUGAAGUCUAUAUGUAUCAGUGAGUAUGGACUCUAAUUAAUUACGUGAAACUAGUAGUGUAUACUAGAUAUGUAUGUUCUUUCGCUUUUUUUGUUG